Molecule: messenger RNA, 1955 nt
Organism: Anarrhichthys ocellatus (wolf-eel)
Lineage: Eukaryota; Metazoa; Chordata; Actinopteri; Perciformes; Anarhichadidae
Gene: cunh1orf50
Product: chromosome unknown C1orf50 homolog
Exons: 5
Coding region: 149-718 (189 amino acids)
Source: RefSeq, a predicted model, not a curated record
UUUAGGACCCCGUGAAACUGCCGGUAUUUUGCAUAGCAUUUCUGGUCAAAUAUUAGCUGGUUACAAAACCAGUAGUUGGACCGGUAGGUUAUAUAUGAUAAGUAUCACCCGAGAGACGUGUUCGUAGUAAAAACUGACAGAAGACAACAUGGAGAGGACGGCCAGCCUUCCCAACCAGCCCGACAAAACCACCACGGUGACUCUGGUUGAGAGCAGCAGCAACCCCAGCGGGGUGCAACUGGUCAGUUCCUAUCAGACCAACAGAGUAGGAGACCCCACGGACCUCGUGGCCCUGGCAACACAAGUACAGAGGGGAGAUGAUUUCACUAAAGCCAACGCUUGCAGCAAACUGAUGGUCAUUGCUGACCAGAUCAGAUACUUGCAGGAACAGGCGAGGAAGGUUUUAGAAGAAGCUAAAAGAGAUGCCGACCUCCACCACGCUGCCUGUAACAUUGUGAAAAAAGCAGGCAACAUGUAUUACCUCUACCAGCGGCCAUCUGGACAGAAGUACUUCUCCAUCAUCUCCCCUAAGGAAUGGGGUCCCAGCUGCCCGCACACAUUCGUCGGCGCGUUCAAACUCCAACACGACAUGUCCUGGACCCCCGUGGACCAGGUGGAGAAGAGGGACGCCGAGAUCGCCAUCAUGGACAAACUUCUCCGCCAGCAGACGGCCCUGCCGCCGUACACAGAACCCAACUUCAGGGGCCUCUCCGAGUGAAGCACGGCCAGACGGGAGCGCCUGAAGGACGGGGGUUUUAAACUGCAGUCUUAAUGGACAGAAAUCCGUACAUGGAUCGCUGAUCUCAAAGCAGCUGUUAGUGUGUUGGUCACUUUCAUACACUGACUCAAGGAGAGACGCUACAGGUGAAUAGGGUAACAUCUGAACUGAUGAUGUCAUCAGUUGGUUGCUGACAUUUGUUGUAUUACAAGCUGUCUGAAAUUGUAUCUUUAAAUAUGCAAAUAGAGCAUUAUCUAAUUAAAAAUUUGCUAAUUUGCAUACUUUUACAGAACAGAAAUGUGAACAUUGGAUAAAGACAGUUCCAAAAUUCCUGUUUGAGUCAAAGGUUUUUAUGAAGGGACUUCUCUACAUCUCUCCUGUAUCACUCCAUGAAUCAGAAAAUACUCAACAGACAUUCAAAAAACAUUUUUAGUAAUAAAUGUGUAAUUCAGGCUCAGAACAUGGAGAGGAAUGAAAGUGUAAAGUUUGGUGUUUGGCUCUGAGUCUGAGGAAAAAAUAAUUUUGAGGAAACCGCCUUUAAAGAUGUUUUGUAAACUUACAGACAUUUUACUAUUGGUGAAUAUGGUUAAACAUUGAACUAACAUAUCAUGGAACCUCCACAGUUGAUUACUUUCAUUAAGAUUGAUUUUUGUUUUGUGAGAUUUUAUGACGAUGAGGCAUUAUCUGAUAACUUUCAGUUCAUUUAGGAAAAAUCUACAGAUGCAAAUAAAGUAAAAUAAAAACACUUUCAUGCGUUUUCUUUCCACGAGUCUGAAAGAAGACGUGAUGGAAGCAAAACACCCCAAAAUUCUAAACUGACCAGAUGUCUGUACUGUCACACAGUGUGCAAUGUAUUACUACAAGUUUACAUUUUUAUACACAGUGAUUGGUGAAGUUGAAUGCAUUGUCUCAACUUCAGGGUUCGUUCUCUAUAAAUAUAAAUACUAAAUGGAGCUACGCUGGCAGGCCUGUGCAUGGACACUAAUGAAGAAAUAAUAAAGAUUUGAAACCGUUUAGCGUCGUUUAUUGGUUGUCUAACAAACAUGUCAUGUAAAGCUGCACUGUGGAGUUUAAAUUCAGUGUUCGUCACCAGAACGCUGAGGAUGCUCAACCAACAUGAUAAAAGCAUGUACAGCUCAGCUGUGUUUGCUCUUUAAAUGAAUUGUUCAUUGUUUACAUCUCUGUGCUUCAUGUUACCACCAACAACUGUAGACCAGCAGAACAGCGUGAACCCAAC